Molecule: messenger RNA, 219 nt
Organism: Paraglomus brasilianum
Lineage: Eukaryota; Fungi; Glomeromycota; Glomeromycetes; Paraglomerales; Paraglomeraceae
Source: the annotation of a GenBank genome assembly
CAUCGGACCACGACUGUUUCCGGUCGUGAUUCUCAUAGUUAUCAAAAACGUGAUCUGCUAAAAAUCGGGCAAAGUCGGAAACCGUUGCCUCAAGAAGGCGAUUUUAUCAAGUUGAAAUUCUGCAAAGAUUUGCAUUCGGUCUCAUUAGGAUCCGUCCACGGUGAACGAUGGUACAAGAGAUUCAAGAAGAUGAUGCCCAAUGACCAAACGUCAGCCUGA